This is a messenger RNA of Pterocles gutturalis (yellow-throated sandgrouse), 1922 nucleotides long. It is a transcript of the gene RRAS2, whose product is annotated as related RAS viral (r-ras) oncogene homolog 2. Gene Ontology annotation, biological process: signal transduction. Gene Ontology annotation, molecular function: GTP binding; GTPase activity; GDP binding. Lineage: Eukaryota; Metazoa; Chordata; Aves; Pterocliformes; Pteroclidae. The transcript is spliced from 5 exons. The coding region runs from base 1 to 561 and encodes 186 amino acids. Gene Ontology annotation, cellular component: plasma membrane. The record is from RefSeq and is a predicted model, not a curated record.
AUGAGUGUCCUGUAUGUGCUUGUCUCACACACACACUUGUUUUAUUUUCUACAGUCCUACUUUGUUACGGAUUAUGAUCCAACGAUUGAAGACUCCUACACCAAGCAAUGCGUGAUAGAUGAGAGAGCUGCGCGCUUGGACAUUCUGGAUACGGCAGGACAAGAAGAAUUUGGAGCCAUGCGUGAACAGUACAUGAGGACAGGGGAGGGUUUUCUGCUUGUUUUCUCAGUCACUGAUAGAGGAAGUUUUGAAGAAAUCUAUAAGUUUCAGCGACAAAUUCUUAGAGUGAAAGAUCGCGAUGAGUUUCCUAUGAUUCUAGUUGGUAAUAAAGCAGAUCUGGACCACCAAAGACAGGUGACACAAGAGGAAGGUCAGCAGCUAGCACGACAACUUAAAGUAACAUACAUGGAAGCCUCAGCAAAAAUCAGAUUGAAUGUAGACCAAGCUUUUCAUGAACUUGUCAGAGUUAUAAGGAAAUUUCAAGAACAAGAGUGCCCUCCUUCACCAGAGCCAACACGGAAAGAAAAAGACAAGAAAGGCUGCCAUUGUGUUAUUUUCUGAGAAUCCCAAGAACCAAGCUAUCAACUGCCAGAUCAUUUUUUUUCUUUCCAUCGUUUUACAUUACUUCUGAUAUUGGUCUAGCCUUAUAUGUGCAUGUCCUAAAAGUGGUCACCAGAAUAGCCUUAGUCCAAGAAGCUGGCAGAAUAGUUCUUGAAGAAGACUCGGUCAUCCUGGGGCAGACUUCAAAACAAAACACUAAGGCUGCUUCUUUAAUACCACAGUUCCUUCCUUCUCUCCCUUAAGAGCUUGCACCUUGUGGAGUUCUAUUCGCAAAGGAGAUGAAACAAAACCGUGUAGGACAAGGUGUUGAAGUCAUGCAUAAGUUGUCUCUUGUGAAUUAAUUUAUUUUUACUUCUGACAUUUCAUUAGCUAUUACAAAGACCUAUAUUGAAGUAUAGAGAAUACUUUUUAAAAAAGGGGUGGAUUGGCUUUUUUUGCCCUGAGUUAAAUUAGACUUGAGUAUUCAGCUAGCCUUAAGAAACCUACACUGAAUUUCAUUGUCAGCAAAAAUUUUCAUCUCUCAUUUAUGCUGCAGUUUUAUUUCAGUGGCCAAAACAGUCUACUGUAUUUAUUUUAUGAAUCCAGAACAGCUACAGGAUGAUUACUACUACUAUUAGGAUAUGGCCAAAUACCUGAGCUCAUUCUGGAUUGAGGCAUUUCAGCUUAUUAAGCAAUUUCACAUCAUUUGUUUGGAAACAAAUUGUGUCUUCCUUUGUAUUUCUGGGUAAGGGAUUAAGGAAAACUAAAAUUGUAGCUGUUUUUGUUUCAUGUGAUAUAAAAAUGAAUUUGAUCUUUCCAUUGUCAGAGAUGAUUAAAUGUUUUUGCUAUAUACUUUUAUACAUUAUUUUCUUAUCAAACUAGUUAACAAGUAUUUUUAUAUGUUUGUAAGCAAAUAUGCUUUCACAGCAUAACUUGUGUAUAUGUAAAGAUGAGUAUUUAAUUCUCACAGUUCACUUUUAACUGACAAAAUGUGGGAUUUGCCAAACUGUGGUAAACUUCUCCUUACUCCUCCGGUUGUACCCAAGAAUGGCAAAUUAUGUGCCUGCCCAACACAUGCAUAGAGUAAAAUCUAGUGUUGUGUUUUAAUGAAUUUCAGUAUCCCUUACUGACUGACCAUCAUGUGAAUUAUUAAACUGUAAGACUUUUAACUGAUUGUUUAGUUAAACUGUGGAUGGUUGUUCAAUUUUGAGUUCUGUGGAUUGUGUUUAAACAAUUCAAGAGUAUGUUCCCUGAUAUUGAAAUACUGAGUGGUAUUGCACAGUUGUCACCUUACUGAAUGUGUCCAACAGUUCUUUGAAACUUGAUUAUUAAGCAAACCCUUGUAUAACUUCAGGUGCUAGAAUUAAAGAUGAUCUAACCAU